This is a messenger RNA of Corapipo altera (White-ruffed manakin), 5007 nucleotides long. It is a transcript of the gene RNF20, whose product is annotated as ring finger protein 20. The transcript is spliced from 20 exons. NCBI's taxonomy places the organism in Eukaryota, Metazoa, Chordata, Aves, Passeriformes, Pipridae. Gene Ontology annotation, molecular function: ubiquitin protein ligase activity; metal ion binding. The record is from RefSeq and is a predicted model, not a curated record. Gene Ontology annotation, cellular component: nucleus; HULC complex. Bases 75 to 3029 code for a protein of 984 amino acids.
AUGAAGAUUUUUUUCUAAAGACAGUGAUAAAGGAAGAAUUUGGAGAAGGUGGGAACCUGUUUGCUUCAGCUACCAUGUCUGGAAUUGGCAAUAAACGGGCAGCUGCAGAGCCUGGCCCUUCUGCCCCUCCGGAGAAGAAGGCGGGCGUUGAAGAUUCGGGGACCACAGUGGAGACCAUCAAGCUUGGUGGUGUUUCCUCAACAGAGGACCUGGACAUUCGGACUCUGCAGACCAAGAACCGGAAGCUCGCAGAGAUGCUGGACCAGCGUCAGGCCAUCGAGGAUGAGCUGCGGGAGCACAUAGAGAAGCUGGAGCGCCGGCAGGCCACUGAUGAUGCAUCUCUGCUGAUCAUCAACCGAUACUGGAAUCAGUUUGAUGAAAAUAUCCGCAUCAUCCUUAAACGCUUCGAUCUGGACCAAGGUCUUGGAGACCUUUUGUCUGAAAGAAAAGCGCUGGUGGUACCAGAACCUGAACCAGACUCUGACAGUAACCAGGAGCGCAAAGAUGAGAGGGAACGAGGGGAAGGACUGGAGCCAGCAUUCUCCUUCCUGGCCACUUUGGCCAGCAGCACCAGUGAGGAGAUAGAAUCCCAGUUGCAGGAGCGCGUAGAGUCUUCCCGCCAUGCUGUUGCCCAGAUUGUGACAAUGUACGACAAGCUGCAGGAGAAAGUAGAUGUUCUGUCUCACAAGCUGAACAGUGGAGAUAUUUCAUUGAUGGAAGAAGCAGUACUGGAGCUUAACACCUACCUGUCACAUGAAAAUGGACGGCUGCAGGAACUGGCUGAUGUUCUUCAGGAGAAGCACCGGAUCAUGUCUCAGGAGUUCUCCAAGCUGCAAGAGAGAGUGGAGACAGCAGAAUCCCGGGUGUCUGUUCUGGAGACAAUGAUUGAUGACCUUCAGUGGGACAUUGACAAGAUACGCAAGAGGGAGCAGAGACUCAACCGCCACUUAGCAGAUGUUCUAGAACGAGUAAAUUCCAAAGGCUACAAGGUGUAUGGAGCUGGGAGCAGCCUCUAUGGGGGCACAAUCACCAUUAAUGCCCGCAAGUUUGAGGAGAUGAAUGCAGAGCUGGAAGAGAAUAAAGAGCUUGCUGGGAAUCGCCUCAAUGAAUUGGAGGAACUACGCCAGGAUCUUGAGGAAGUAACAACACAGAAUGAAAAACUCAAGGUUGAGCUGCGACGUGCAGUAGAAGAGGCUGUGAAGGAGACCCCGGAGUACCGCUGCAUGCAGUCCCAGUUUUCUGUUCUGUAUAACGAGAGUCUCCAGCUGAAGGCACAUCUGGAUGAGGCCCGCACGCUGCUCCACGGCACCCGUGCCACACACCAGCGCCAGGUGGAGCUCAUUGAGAGGGAUGAGGUCAGCCUGCACAAGAAGCUGCGCACGGAGGUGAUUCAGCUGGAGGACACCUUGGCACAAGUCCGCAAAGAAUACGAGAUGUUGAGGAUAGAAUUUGAGCAGACCCUUGCUGCCAAUGAGCAAGCAGGCCCAAUUAACCGAGAGAUGCGUCAUCUCAUCAGCAGCCUCCAAAAUCACAACCACCAGCUGAAGGGAGAGGUGUUGAGAUACAAGCGCAAGCUGAGGGAGGCCCAGUCUGAUUUGAGCAAGAUCCGCUCUCGCAGUGGCAGUGCUCUCUUACAGGCCCAGUCCAGCACUGAAGACACAAAGGAGGAACCUCCAGAGAUCAAGCAGGAACCUGAGGAUCCUUCUGCCCAAGUGUCUGUCCCCAAGGCUGCUGCUGAAGAUGUAAAUGAAAUGAAGGCCAGGCGAGAUGAAGAGGAACGGGAGCGAGAGAGACGGGAGAGGGAGAGGGAACGAGAGAAGGAAAAGGAGAAAGAGAGAGAGCGAGAAAAAGAGAAAGAAAAGGAAAAGGAACGAGAACGGGAAAAGCAGAAACAGAAGGAAUCUGAGAAGGAGAGAGAAUCCAAAGAGAAGGAGAAGGGGAAGCAUGAAGAUGGAAGAAAGAAAGAGGCUGAAGUGAUCAAGCAGCUGAAGGCUGAGCUCAAGAAGGCCCAGGAGAGCCAGAAGGAGAUGAAGCUGUUGCUCGACAUGUACCGCUCUGCCCCCAAAGAGCAGAGAGACAAAGUGCAGCUGAUGGCAGCUGAGAAGAAGGCAAAAGCUGAGCUGGAAGAACUAAGGCAGAGGGUGAAAGAAUUGGAAGACAAGGAGAAAAAGGAGAGCAAAAAGAUGGCUGAUGAGGAUGCCCUCCGCAAGAUCCGAGCAGUGGAAGAACAAAUUGAGUAUUUACAGAAGAAACUAGCCAUGGCUAAGCAGGAGGAGGAGGCCUUGCUGUCAGAAAUGGAUGUCACAGGCCAAGCCUUUGAAGACAUGCAAGAGCAGAACAUCCGCCUGAUGCAACAGCUGCGGGAGAAGGAUGAUGCCAACUUCAAGCUGAUGUCAGAACGCAUCAAGUCCAACCAGAUCCACAAGCUCCUGAAAGAGGAGAAGGAGGAGCUGGCAGACCAAGUUUUGACACUGAAGACACAGGUGGAUGCCCAGCUGCAGGUUGUACGUAAGCUGGAGGAAAAGGAACACUUACUGCAGAGCAGUAUUGGCACAGGAGAGAAGGAGCUGGGUCUGCGAACACAAGCCUUGGAAAUGAACAAACGCAAGGCCAUGGAUGCAGCCCAGCUUGCAGAUGAUCUGAAAGCCCAGCUAGAGCUGGCUCAGAAGAAGUUACAUGACUUCCAGGAGGAGAUUGUGGAAAACAGAGUAACUAGAGAGAAAGAGAUGUUUAACUUCAAAAGGGCUGAGGAAGACAUUUCUAGGUUGCGCAGGAAGCUGGAGACCACAAAGAAGCCUGACAUGGUUCCCAACUGUGACGAGAUACUAAUGGAAGAAAUAAAGGAUUACAAGGCCCGUCUGACCUGCCCGUGCUGCAACAUGCGCAAGAAGGACGCUGUGCUCACCAAGUGCUUCCACGUCUUCUGCUUUGAGUGUGUGAAGACGCGCUACGACACCCGGCAGCGCAAAUGCCCCAAGUGCAAUGCGGCCUUUGGGGCCAACGACUUCCACAGGAUCUACAUUGGCUGAUCCUGGGAAGCUGCUGCUCACGCUGACCACCCAGCCUCCCCUCAUCUUCUGUGGCCACCACCCACAGGGCAGUCAUGGCUUCUGUCAGCUGAUCUGCAGUGUCUUCUGGGAAGUGUGGUUAGGGUAUGGAAAGAAACAGAUUCCAGAUCUUGGUUCCUUUCUUGCCCCCUUUCCUUUUGUUCUUGCUCUUGGUUUUUUGGAUAUUUUGUGCCUGAGAGGAAAUUUUCCAUCUAUCGCUAUCACACUGCUAAGCUGUGAACCUCUGACUGAAGUCCUGCCUUGAUGCGAUGAAAGCUGUGGUGCAGCAGAGAUUAGUGAGACCUAUAUUAUUACAAGGAGUUUGCUUUGGAUGUUAAUUAAAUCCCAUCAAGGUAUGGUAGUGCUUCUGAGAGUGAAUAGUUUCCUGAUUAACAGGCCAAAUAACUGAAUCUUUAGACUUCAGUGGAGUCACUCCUUAGGCAUGUAUCUUCCUGAGUCAGGGCAAGAACCUCUUAGGGCUGGUGCGUUAGUAAAGAUCCUCCCUAGCCCCAAAAGCACACACACAUCUUAGUAGCCAGAGGAGGAGAAAGGUAAGAUGUCAGAGAAUCAUAGAAAAUAGCAUUCCACUGAUGAACCCUGGUUGAUACGGACACCUUCCCCUAGGCUGAGGCAUCACUGUCAUUGUCCUUAUAAAAUAAGGAUUUUUAGGGGUUCCUUUGUUUCAGCUUUGCCACAAAGAUGAAUCUCUUUAUGCACAAAAUCUAAUUAAAGCUUUUGUUUGUUUUUUUUUCUGGUUUUCUUGCCUCUGGUAGUAUUGCCUGGUCUCCUGUUCUUUGUUCAGUUAUUGGAAACAUUUUUCACAAGUUUUAAGCUUCUCAAGUAGAGAGAUUAACUUCUCCUUCCUCCGCCUUCACAUUAUGCAUGACUAAAACAAGUUUUGUCCUUUUGGAUGUAACUCCAGUAUCUUAUUCCUGACACAAGAGAAGGGCCAAGACGCUGGACUGUUUCUGCAGCCAUUUUGACAUGGCUGCUGGGAAUUUUGAGAAAGGAUGUGGCAUGAGUUAUAGUCUCUAUGCUCCCUCUGGUUGGAACUGUAUUUUAAGUCUGCUCCUAAAAGCAAAAUGUGAAGUAAUUUAUUUGCAACAUUCCUUCACGAGGUGUAGUGUUUCUCCUGUAAACUUAAUUUUCUUGGAAGGUGCACCUCUCAAGAGGUUUGUCUCGUGUGUGUCUCUUCCCUGAACCGUGAAAACUGUGCUACCUUCCUGUGUUCACUAUAGGAAAUAAUAGAAACAGUAGUAAUAAAAAUAGUAGUAAUAGAAACAGUAGUAAAAUUAAUUAAUCACAGGCUAUCUUACAGUAUGCAUUAUUAUCUUUUUGAAAACAUUCAGAAUAUAUAAAUAAAACCUUGUAAAUUAUUAUGAACCUUGAAAAGAGUGAAGGAACAUGUGGCCCUACCUUUCCAAGGGGAAGCUGGGAUGCUGAGAACUUCUGGUGUGGUGUUAAGUGCUGUUAGAAGAAAAGACAGUAGAACCCUCUCCUCUUUCACUGGAAGUUGCUCCCUAGAUUACAGUUUGUGGCAUCAAGUUGGAGAAAGAGCCAUGUGUUAAUGCUUGUUGUAGAUUGUGAGGUGCAAAUGCUUGUUCAUCAAAAUCGGGACCUGGUUCAACAACAAACUGCAUCUUCAAACAGCUUCGCUACAACAGCAGACUUCCUUUUACAGCUGUGAACAACCAUCUGAACUAAACAGACCCUGAACAAAGCCCGUUGCUCCUCUCCCAAGUCACAAAGUUGCAUCACCUUUCUACUGAAAUAAAGCUUGAAACUUUUGUGUGUAUGCUGGCCAUAUUGGGAUCACUCUGGUCAUGGUAGGAAAUAGAUACUUGAAAGAAUCUGGAUUAGUUUCACAGAGGAAAUUUGGAAACUUCUAUUUUCUCUUUCCUUACCAAGAAAAAUGUUAGUGGUUUGGUUUGUAAUAAAAUAAUAGUUUAUUUCAAGAUCA